AUGUCUGAUUCCUGGACGGUGCUCUCCAAUUUCUCCCUCCCCGAGAGAAGCCUGCUGCGGCGCUCCAAGAGCUGCCGCGCCAGCAACAGGAAGAGUCUGAUUGUGACGUCCAGCACCUCCCCCACCCUGCCGCGACCCCACUCGCCCCUGCACGGACACACAGGAACCAGCCCUCUGGACAGCCCUCGGAACUUCUCCCCCAACACAGCCGCUCACUUCUCCUUCGUUCCGGCUCGCAGUCACGGACACAGAGCUGACAGGUCGGAUGGCAGACGCUGGUCCCUGGCCUCGCUGCCCUCCUCUGGGUAUGGAACCAACACCCCCAGCUCCACUGUCUCGUCCUCCUGUUCAUCUCAGGAGAAGCUGCACCAGCUGCCCUUCCAGCCCACGCCCGACGAGCUGCACUUCCUCACCAAACACUUCAGCUCUGAGAGCAUCACGGACGAGGAGGGCCGGCGCUCGCCCGCCAUGAGACCGCGCUCCCGCAGCCUCAGCCCUGGACGCUCACCAGUCUCCUUCGACCACGAGAUCAUGAUGAUGAACCACGUGUACAAGGAGAGAUUCCCCAAGGCGACAGCUCAGAUGGAGGAGCGUCUGGCCGAGCUGCUCGCCUCCUCGGCCCCCGAUAAGGUCUGCCCGCUGGCCGACGGGGUCCUGAGCUUCAUCCACCACCAGCUGAUUGAGCUGUCCAGGGACUGCCUGGAGAAGAGCCGCGAGGACCUCAUCACCUCCCGCUACUUCUACGAGCUCCAGGAGAGUCUGGAGAAGCUGCUGCAAGACGCUCACGAGCGCUCGGAGAGCGUGGAGGUGACCUUCGUCACCCAGCUGGUCAAGAAGCUGAUGAUCAUCAUCGCCCGGCCCGCCCGUCUCCUGGAGUGUUUGGAGUUUGAUCCUGAGGAGUUUUACCACCUGCUGGAGGCAGCAGAAGGCCAUGCAAAGGAGGGCCAGGGCAUCAAAUCCGACAUCCCCCGUUACAUCAUCAGUCAGCUGGGCCUCACCAGGGACCCUCUGGAGGAAAUGACCCAGCUGAGCAGCUAUGACAGCGGGAACCCAGAGACCCCGGAGACCGACGAUUCAGUGGAUAGUCGAGGAACCACUGUGCCGGCACCCCCCCCACCAGCCAAAACCAAAGCUCCCCGAGAGGAAGACUUUGAGAACAUCAAGCUGAUCAGUAACGGAGCCUACGGGGCCGUGUAUCUGGUACGCCACAAAGAGACCAGGCAGCGAUUCGCCAUGAAGAAGAUCAACAAGCAGAACCUGAUCCUCAGGAACCAGAUCCAGCAGGCCUUCGUGGAACGGGACAUUCUCACCUUCGCCGAGAACCCGUUUGUGGUCUCCAUGUUCUGUUCCUUCGAGACCCGGAGGCACCUGUGCAUGGUGAUGGAGUACGUGGAGGGGGGGGACUGCGCCACGCUGCUGAAGAACAUCGGCGCCCUGCCGGUCGACAUGGCUCGCAUGUACUUCGCUGAGACCGUCCUGGCGUUGGAGUAUCUCCACAAUUACGGCAUUGUGCACCGAGACCUCAAACCCGACAACCUUCUUAUCACGUCCAUGGGACACAUCAAGCUGACGGACUUUGGCCUCUCGAAGAUCGGGCUGAUGAGCUUGACCACCAACCUGUAUGAAGGCCACAUCGAGAAAGACACCAGAGAGUUCCUGGAUAAGCAGGUCUGCGGGACGCCGGAGUACAUCGCCCCCGAGGUGAUCCUGCGCCAGGGCUACGGCAAGCCGGUGGACUGGUGGGCCAUGGGGGUCAUCCUGUACCAGUUCCUGGUGGGCUGCGCCCCGUUCUUCGGGGACACCACAGAGGAGCUGUUUGGUCAGGUGAUCAGCGAUGAGAUCAUCUGGCCGGAGGAGGACGAGGCUCUGCCCCACGAGGCUCAGGACCUCAUCACCAAGCUGCUCCGGCAGAACCCUCUGGAGCGGCUGGGAACAGGCGGCGCCUACGAGGUGAAGCAGCACCCCUUCUUCACCGACCUGGACUGGAACAGCCUGCUGAGGCAGAAGGCCGAGUUCAUCCCGCAGCUGGAGUCCGAGGACGACACCAGCUACUUUGACACUCGCUCCGACCGGUACCACCACGUGGACUCAGAGGAGGAGGACGACACCAACGACGACGAGCACGUGGAGAUACGACAGUUCUCCUCCUGCUCGCCCCGCUUCAGCAAGGUGUACAGCAGCAUGGAGCGUCUGUCUCUACACGAGGAGAAGAGGACUCCCCCUCCCACCAAACGCAGCCUGAGCGAGGAGGGAGGAGACCGCCUGGACAGCCUGAGCGGGCUGAAGUCCAGGGACCGGUCCUGGCUGGUGGGAUCCCCAGAGAUCCUGCGGAAGCGCCUGUCGGUGUCCGAGUCGUCCCACACGGAGAGCGACUCCAGUCCUCCACUGACCGUCCGCCGGCGCUGCUGCUCCGCCAUCAUCGAGAUGCCCCGCUUCGCCAUCUCUGCCGAGGAGGAGGGAGGCCAAGGAGCAGCUGGCAGUCGUAAAAGCCCGAGCCUGCUGGGUCUGAGCUCCCUGAGGGGCCCGCGCUGCGAGGAGCUUCCGCUGGCCAUCCCGGAGCUGCCGUUGGAAAGAGAGCUGAAGCUGGACGAGUCUCCCACCACACCCAGCUCCACCUCCAGCCAGCAGAGCAAAGCCACGCUCACACCGGGCAGCUCAGGAGACGUGUGCGAGCGCGCCAACGGCAGCGCCGGCGCCGCCAAAGCCGCCGCAGAGGCCGACUCGCCCUCCGCCCCCAAGGCCAUCAGCGACCUGGCGGCCCGCCGCGCUCGCCAUCGCCUCAUGUCCGGUGACACCGAGAAACACACCGCCCCCAGCUCCAGGCCGCUCAACAAGGUCAUCAAGUCCGCGUCCGCCACCACGCUGUCGCUGAUGAUCCCUGCGGACCACCAUGGAGCCUCCCCAUUGGCCAGCCCAAUGUCGCCCCACUCUCUGUCGUCCAACCCGUCGUCACGGGACUCGUCUCCGAGCCGCGACCUGUCUCCGGCCGUCAGCAGCGUGAAGCCGGCCAUCGUCAUCCACAGAGCAGGAAAGAAGUACGGCUUCACGCUGAGAGCCAUCCGGGUCUACAUGGGAGACUCCGACAUCUACACCGUGCAUCACAUGGUCUGGCACGUGGAAGGGGGGGGUCCUGCGCACGAGGCGGGGCUCAGGGAGGGCGACCUCAUCACCCACGUCAACGGCGAGCCAGUCCACGGUCUGGUUCACACCGAGGUGGUGGAGCUCAUCCUGAAGAGCGGAGCCAAAGUGUCCAUCUCUGCCACGCCGUUUGAAAACACCUCCAUCAAAGUCGGCCCUGCCCGCAAGACCGGCCACAAGUCCAAGAUGGCGAGACGCAACAAGAAGACCAAGACCAAGGAGGGGCAGGACAGCAGUAAGAAGAGGACGCCGCUGUUCAGGAAGAUCACCAGGCAGGUGUCUCUGAUCCACACCAGCCGCAGUCUGUCCUCGUUAAACCGCUCCCUGUCGUCCGGCGAGAGCGGCCCCGGCUCGCCCACGCACAACCUGUCCCCACGGAGCCCCACUCAGGGCUACAGGGCCACAGCAGACUCCGCCCACUCAGUUGGAGGAAACUCGUCCCAGAGCAGCUCCCCCAGCUCCAGCGUGCCCAACUCUCCGGCCAGCUCCGGCCACAUCCGGCCCAGCUCUCUGCACGGCCUGGCCCCCAAGCUGCAGCGCCAGUACCGCUCGCCCCGCCGCAAGUCUGCGGGCAACAUCCCCCUCUCCCCGCUGGCCCGCACGCCCUCUCCCACGCCGCAGAGCAGCUCGCCUCAGCGCUCCCCCUCGCCGCUGUCCGGCCACGCUCUGGGCCCGCCCGCCUUCCCGGUCAAGCUGCACUCCUCCCCUCCCCUGGUCAGGCAGAUCUCCCGGCCCAAGAGCGCCGAGCCCCCGCGCUCGCCGCUGCUGAAGAGGGUGCAGUCGGCCGAGAAGCUGGCCUCCUCGCUGUCCAACCCCCCCUCGUCUCCGGCCGCCAUGGCGGCGGCGGCGGCCGGGAGCCGCAAACACAGCCUGGACAUCUCCCACUCAGAGUUCAAGAAGGAGAUUCUGCAGCGGGAGCCGAGCUUACAGAGCCUGCAGGAGUCGGCCAGCGAGGGCCUCCUGUCGGCGGGCCGCGGCGUGGAGAAGGGCAGCCUGCAGAAACACUCCUCCAGGAAGCUGGGCCGCCAGGAGGGCGACGGCGCCCUGGGCCCGCCGUCCGGGUCGCUGGGCCUGCCCGGCAAGAGCAAGCUGAAGGACAAGCUGUCGGCCAUCCGGCAGGACCGCGCCGAGCGCCGCGAGUCUCUGCAGAAGCAGGACGCCAUCCACGAGGUGGACUCGUCCGAGGACGAGACGGACGAGGGCUCCGAGGACAGCCAGGACGGGCGCAGGGCGGCCGCCGCCGCCUUCAUGCCGCCGCCCCUGCUGAGGCCCACCUCCGUCCGCACGGGGCCCGGGGGCACGCUGCCCUCCCUCUGCCUGGCCCCCAGCGUGCCGCACGCCACCUUCAGCCACACGGGCCCCGCCCAGCUCAGCCGGCCCGCCCCCUCCCACCCGGAGCCCAAGCCCGGCCAGAGCCCCGCCCCCGCCGGGCCCACAGACGCCGCCCCGGCCCAGAAGGCUCCAGAGCCCGGCGGGUCCACAAAGCCCGCCCUGGGCCCGCUGCCCUUCUCCACGCCGGGCAGCGCCUUCAUCUCGGUCAGUAAGGACUCGCCUCUCAAGCCCAAAGCCGACGAGCGGCCGACCAGCUCCCCCGACCCCCGAACGGCCAGCAGCAGCCCCGAGCCGCCCCGCGCCUCCUGCUCCUCCCCGGGCAUCCCAAAGGAGAAGAAGGAGGCCGACAACCGCAGGCUCUGUGCGGCGGCAGUGGCCCCGCCCCCGCCCGUCCCCUCCUCUGCUCCAGGCCCCGCGGCUCCGCCCACCGAGAGCAGCAUGGACCGGGUGGUGUCGCAGCUCGCCACGGUGGCAAAGAGCGUCCUGGGUCCCGUCAAACUCGCCACAAAAGAGCAGAGAGCCCCAGAACCCUCCGACCCGGCUCCCCCGUGCCCCAACGCCCGGAGAGGAACGCCGCCACCGCCGCCGGCAGCAUCAGGGCCCGCCGCCCGCACCGCCGCCCCCACCUCUGCAGCACCUGAGCCACAGCGCAGGAGGGUCGACCCGCCGCCGCCCGCCACCGCCACGCCCGCCGCCGGCCAGCAGAGCAAAGCGGCCGGCAGGAAGACGUAG
Menidia menidia (Atlantic silverside) is the source of this 5202-nucleotide messenger RNA. The record is from the annotation of a GenBank genome assembly. NCBI's taxonomy places the organism in Eukaryota, Metazoa, Chordata, Actinopteri, Atheriniformes, Atherinopsidae.